Messenger RNA from Epinephelus fuscoguttatus (brown-marbled grouper), 1782 nucleotides. RefSeq names its product neuronal differentiation 1 (gene neurod1). The transcript is spliced from 4 exons. Bases 152 to 1171 code for a protein of 339 amino acids. NCBI's taxonomy places the organism in Eukaryota, Metazoa, Chordata, Actinopteri, Perciformes, Serranidae. Gene Ontology annotation, molecular function: protein dimerization activity. Gene Ontology annotation, biological process: regulation of DNA-templated transcription; nervous system development. The record is from RefSeq and is a predicted model, not a curated record.
AUAAAACAGCAUCCUCCCACACACACCUCAGAAGAAAGCUCAGAGCAGAUCACGCACAGUCACGCACGGACACGCACACAGAGAGCGCGGGAUGAGUGCGAUCUGACAAACAGCGGCUCGUUACAACAGUCUCAAACUGAGAAUCAGCAUCAUGACCAGGUCUGUGCGGGAGGAGCAGGCGUCAGUGGAGUCGGAGGAGCAGCAGGAGCUCCACAGCCCCUCAGAUGGAGGCAGAGGAGAGGAAGAGGAGGAGGACAGCCUCCACCACCUGGAGGACGAAGAGGAGGAGGACGAGGAAGAGGAGGAGGAGGACGGCGAGAACAAACCCAAGAGGCGAGGGCCGAAGAAGAAGAAGAUGACGAAGGCUCGUAUGCAGAGGUUUAAGGUCCGUCGCAUGAAAGCUAACGCCCGGGAGAGGAACCGCAUGCACGGGCUGAACGACGCUCUAGAGAGUCUGAGGAAAGUCGUCCCUUGUUACUCCAAAACCCAGAAACUGUCCAAGAUCGAGACGCUGCGCCUCGCCAAGAACUACAUCUGGGCCCUGAGUGAGGUCCUGCGAUCCGGCAAGGCACCCGACCUCAUGAGCUUCGUCCAGGCGCUCUGCAAAGGUCUGUCUCAGCCAACCACUAACCUGGUGGCGGGCUGUCUGCAGCUGAAUCCUCGGACCUUCCUGCCAGAGCAGACGCCCGACCUGCCAGUUCACCUUCCCCCUGCUGGCGCUGCCACCUACCCUGGACACUACUCCUACCAGAGCCCUGGGCUGACGGCCGGCCUGCCCAGCCCGCCCUACGGCACUAUGGAGCCCUCCCACAUCUUCCACCAGGUCAAAGGUCAACCCUACGGCCCACUGGAGCCCUUCUUUGAUGGCGUCCUGGUGUCAGACGGCCCGGCGUUUGAUCCGCCCCUCAGUCCACCACUCAGCAUCAAUGGGAACUUCUCGUCCUACAAGCACGAGAGCGUCGCAGCUGCUGAGUAUGACAAGAGUUUCUCCUUCAGCGUGCACUAUGGAGGAGGAGGAGGAGCUGGGGGACAUCCUGCCAUCUAUGGUGGUGGGGGGUCCACCCCACGGUGCGGUGAGCUGCAGGUGGAUGGGCUGAUGGGCUUUGACGGACACUCACACCACGAGCGGAUGAUGAACGCCCAACUGAACGCCAUCUUCCACGACUCCUGAGGAAGAGGAGGACGAAGGACUGAGAGACUGUUGAAGACAGAGAGACGAACAGAGAGACAGUUAUGUGGAGGGACAGACAGUCCUGUGUACGUCUGUCAUUUUAUAGCUGUCUUUCCUUCUUUCUCUUCUUCUGUCCGUCUGCGUCAGGUUCUACGACUCCUCCUCACCAUGAGGGCAGUGAUGUCGACGACGAUGUCAUGUUAAUGAUGUAACCUUCUUUGUAGCGCUUCGUCCUGCAGGAGACGCUCUCUGAAUGUCUCGUUAUUAUUCAUAUUAUUACUUAAGAAUAAUCAAUAAUCAAUAAGCAAUAAUCUGGAGGAAACUAUGCAAUUUUGUUAAAAUCUGAGCAGCGACGCUUGGCUGUUAAUUCCAAAUGUUGAAAGAAUAAAGAUUUCUCUAUUUUUGGGUCAGUGUGUGAGGUGGCGUUGAGCCGGAAUCAGGCCGGUGUUGAGCCUACGUUGGGCCGAAGUGUUCAUGUUGUUCAUGUGGUUUUUACUUUUUGCUUUUUAUAACGUUCCUGUAGCGUUCUUUUAACAUUUCAUGUGACUCUUGUUCAUAUUUUAUAAGAUAGAUGUUUAUAAAGGCCUUUUAUUAAAAGGAAUUCAAUGUGA